This is a messenger RNA of Rhipicephalus sanguineus (brown dog tick), 753 nucleotides long. RefSeq names its product E3 ubiquitin-protein ligase sina. Bases 1 to 753 code for a protein of 250 amino acids. Gene Ontology annotation, biological process: proteasome-mediated ubiquitin-dependent protein catabolic process; multicellular organism development. Gene Ontology annotation, molecular function: ubiquitin protein ligase activity; ubiquitin conjugating enzyme binding. The record is from RefSeq and is a predicted model, not a curated record. Lineage: Eukaryota; Metazoa; Arthropoda; Arachnida; Ixodida; Ixodidae. The transcript is spliced from 3 exons. Gene Ontology annotation, cellular component: cytoplasm.
AUGGCCACGAAGCGCACUAGCAGGACCAGCGACAUCACGCCCAAGGUGGCCAGGAGAUCGUCCUCGGCCACGCUGGCCGCGGAGAUGGCCACGCGGCUGGCUUCGGAGCUGGCCUGCCUCUUCCAGUGCGUGGCGUGCGGCGAGCGCGUGAGGCCGCCCAUCGUGCAGUGUUGCAUGGGACACCUGGCCUGCGUUGCCUGUCGCGACAAGGACAACACCUGUCCGGAAUGCCUCGGGCCGAUCGGUGACGUUCGUGUGCCGUCCAUGGAGAGGGUGGCCGCCAUUCUGUUCACCCCGUGCAGACACUCGGUGUACGGAUGCCGCGAGCAGUUGACCAUAUGUGACCAGUGGGAACACGAAGAGACCUGCUCGACAGUGACGUUCGGCGUCGACGACGCCGACGGCGCCUGGUUCGGCAAGCGGCUGCGGCUGCAGUCGUGCUUCGAACGUCACUUCCUGCUCGUCUUCUGGCGGGAGCACGAGGACGCCUGUCGGGGAUGCUGCGUGCUGGCGCAACUCGUGGGCGAGCCCCACGAGGUGGACAGGUUCACCUACCAGGUGGACGUGACGACGCGAAACGGCGUCCGAUCGCUCACCUGGAGGGACAGGCCCCGCUCGAUCCUGGAGAGCGUCGACUCGACCCUGGUCAACAGGGACUGCCUCUUCUUCGACGCCCGACAGUUCACCGAGAGCGGCCGGCUAAACGUCGACAUCACCGUCCACGACUGCGAAGAUCGAGAAAAAGCACGAUAG